AUGACGCAGGCAUAUGAGAGUGCCGUAACCGGUGCAGCAAGAACAGAAUUGCAGCCGAGCCUCUUGCCGCCAAGUCAUGCACAAAAUAGAGCUUCGCUGGUAUCUCCUGAAGACCUAUUCAACAGUUUCACAGAUCUCAUUGAUAAUGGGCCACAUGCAGCUGAUGACAAGGACUCUAUGGCACCUUCAAUCCAGUCUCGACUUCACCCGGAAAUAUGCCCACAACCUCCACCUCUACCUCUACCUCUACCUCUGGUAUUACCUGUAUCUGAUUUGAACAUACCUCCGCCUCCUAGAUGUAUAACGGAGGAUGCCUAUGGUUUCGUCACAUCCUCGCAGCAGGAUGCAUUCAUAGACAGGUUGGCAUGCGAACAGGAUGAUAUACGGGACAUUCGAGAUAGCGUGCUAGGUUUUAGGUUCAGGCUUCGAGCUCAGCGCAGUCAGCUGAGAGAUGCACGGAUGGAGGCAAGUGAAAAAGAUGGUUCGCUUCUGAACAUGCUACGCCAGUACCUACAUGAACACGAAUUACCAGAGCAUAUCAGAACCAAGCUUGACGAGGCUUCAGCCCUUCAUGAUCGCCUUGGCCCUAUGGAGUCCAGUUACGAUGAGCUAGAAAGGGAGUAUGAUGCUCAAGAGUGGAAUUAUACGCGCAGAGAGACUAGCUUCAUUCAAACCCUCACAGAAAGUGCAUUCGUAGUUGAACAUCCUCAUCGCAGAACCGACAAUCUACCAUCGGCGAAUCCAACAUCUUUUGCGGUGAGUGGUUUGAAAGGUCUAGGAGAUGAAUCCUGGGGUGAAGGGUCACACGUUGCGAACACCAAGGAUAUAUUUAACGCAUCAGAAAAUUGGCCUCAUCUCUCCCCGGCAGAUGGUUUCCAAAUGUCAAGAGAUGAAGGCUUCAUGAGCAAUGGCGGUGGGGAAGCGCAGAACCUUCUCCAGGACAACAAAUCUCUCCAUUUGCGUAAGCGACAUGCCUGGGCUAGAAAGAUUAAAGAAAUCGACGACUGGCUUCAAGAUCAGGUGCUACAAUCACCAAUUGCCAAGAUUCGCGCCGAGCUCUGUAUGAGAAAAUUGCCACUAGAUGAUGACGCUUGGUGGCAACAGGUGAAACAGAACUGGAUGUACAAGCAUGACGGGCUCCCAGUAUUUCAUACCGGGGACUCUACAAUUUCUGAUAUCGUUAUGAGCCCCUGCACAUCGACCACGACUGAACAACUAGGUACCGGACAAGGCCAAGUGCAGACAGAAAAAAAGGAUCAAAUGGUGAGACAAGAAUCAGCGCCGGAUCUUCUAAAGCCGUUGGACAUGACAAACACUGAGAAAUCGACUUGCCAUGGAGCAUUGUCUUGUCCCCACUCUACAGAACGAGCUACAUCUGAUGCCGGCUUUGAUGUGAGAAGUCCGCAUCGGUUUCAGCGCUCCGAAAAUAACAAUCAGAGUACCCCGGCGACUCCCACGCAGAACGGUAAAGAGAGGAAGAGCCCAGUAGCACCUCUUUUACAAUCGACUUCUGUCAAUAUCGGUACACGCGGUGAAGGUGCCUGGAACGUUCACGAUCCGUCAAGACGGGCACUGGGGACUUCAGGAUCACAAUCAAACUUUUCACCCGUUGUGUCAGACUCCAUUUCACUUCUUGUAGCGCCGACAGAUCCAAUUCCCCAGCCUUCUCAAGUUAUGCUUCAGCAUAGCCCAGUCCAUAGUUUGUUAUCAACGCCUGAACUACCGGAAAGUCUUAAUCACACGCAGUGCAGAAUCAAGCUAUAG
Molecule: messenger RNA, 1764 nt
Organism: Plenodomus lingam JN3
Lineage: Eukaryota; Fungi; Ascomycota; Dothideomycetes; Pleosporales; Leptosphaeriaceae
Source: RefSeq, a predicted model, not a curated record